AUGCUGUCCGCACCCCACAGCAAUUACCAAGAACGACAUCGUCAACAUCGGAGACAAAUCUCAACGCCAUCCGCUCUUGAUGCCGUCAAACCUCCAACUCUUCCCGCUCAAGCAAUGCAACGACUUCACGCUCAUCGCCGAGGCCAAAGCUUCGAUGCGCGCGCCAUGCGCGUUCAGCGAUCGCAGUCCAUGCAAGAUGGUACCAUGACUACUAACCUAGAGGUACCGCAACAUCACCCGACUAUGUUGGCAGCCGCUCAAGACCAGCGCUUCCUCCGAGUCGCGCAGCCAACUUUCCCCCACCAUCCGGCGCAUAUGCCUAUGAUGGCUGAGUGCCAGGCUUUCCCUCAAGAAAAUGCGCAGUCCUUUGCUGCUCGUCAAAGCCAAGGAGUUCCACCGAACAUGCCUUACAUGAACGCGAACUUUGUCAAGGUGGAAGACCAGCAGCCAAUGAACAUCUCGAUCAACCUCAUGGCACAACAUCAGCUCCAAGAUACGAAACUGCCUUGUCAAGCAUCCUUGGAGGGCCAGAUCUUGGACAAUGGAGCUUGGGAUGUCUACCAACAAAACAAUAUCGCUGCAGCAUUUCAGCAGCAACAAGCUAAUGCUAUGACUCUGGACGUAAGACGACUGUCAGCGGCACCGACUGUCAGUCCGCCGCACCUAGGGCAUGCGCCAAAGCAUAGCAGCGGACAAUAUGGCCUGAUUACACCUGCAGCCACCCCUGUGGGCCUUGCGCAGCACUACAACUCGGAUAUUCAACCUUCCUCAACCAAGGAGCAAAGCUUCCCUAUGUCCGGUGCCGCGCAGGCCUCGUACAUGCAGCGAGCGAAGUCUCUCCAAGGCGUAGUUGGAACUACAUUUUCCCAGCAGAAGUUUAACAUGCCCUCUCCCCCCACCACAGCAUCCUUUGAAGUGGAUUCGUUUGAUACUUUUGACUAUGAGCAGGGUUCUAACAUCGAGGUUCCUAAGUCGGAGAGUCUGUCACAAGGGCCGUAUGCCUCGUCGUCAUCAGCCACGUCGUCCUUCGCUUCGUCACCUGAGCUCGCAGCCAUGCCUUGUCCCGAAAAUGGGAGUGGCAAAGCACAGAAGCUGCCCAUCUAUCCCGCGACCCCCAACCGCAUGAAUCACCGGAAGACCCCGAGCGCAACUCCUAGCACCGCAGCCAAGCCCAAGCUCUCCCCGCGAGUCGCAUCUAUCGAUAGUCUUAACCUGGACGCCCGCGUGCAGGCAUCAAUCAAAGAAACCGGAGUCACCAUUGACGAGAUCGCGUCUUUCAUUCACGGACCGGACCCAGAAGACGGUAAAUGGGUAUGCUUGCACCCCGGUUGCGAACGUCGCUUCGGCCGAAAGGAGAACAUCAAAUCGCACGUACAGACCCACCUCGGAGAUCGCCAAUACAAGUGCGACCACUGCAACAAAUGCUUUGUCCGUGGUCAUGAUUUGAAACGGCACGCCAAAAUCCAUACGGGAGACAAACCUUACGAAUGCUUGUGCGGUAAUGUGUUCGCGAGACAUGAUGCCUUGACUCGACACCGACAGCGUGGUAUGUGCAUCGGUGGGUACAAGGGCAUUGUCCGCAAGACCACGAAGCGUGGUCGUCCGAAGAAGCACCGGCCAGAGAUGGAUGAGAGACAGGAAAAAGCCGCCAGAACCCGUCAGCGUAUCGCGGAAAAGGGAUCUUUCGAUUCUUCUGCUUCUGAUUCCUUGCGCAGCACCCCGCCGUCUGAUGUCUUCGAGGACAUGAGUCUUCACGGUUCGAGCCCUUCGGAAGAGAUGCCGGUCUUCAGCAACCCGAACUACUCGCUGCCUCCGGAAGUAUUCACCUUCACGCCACCCGCGUCUCCAGGCCCCAGCACCGGGAAUAAGCCGUCUCCGGCCCAAAGCCAUCGAUCGCUUAGCCCUAACACCGAGGACGAGAUGCUACCUUCGCCGAUCAAGCAACCCUUGCACCGAUUGAUGUCCGACUCUAGCCUUCCCUACUUGUCGGAUCACGAGUCGUGCACUUACAACGACGGCUCCGGCUCAAUCACCAAUGGUCUAUCUUCCCCGCACUCAGCCCCAACCCUGACCGAUGCGUCUACCGGCUCUGAGCUCGAUAUCUUCAUCAGUCAAGAAUCCACUGCAACUUUUGCUAAACAAGAAUUCAGUGAUCUGACUGAGACCGACAUGGCUGCCUUCCCCGAUUACGUUAACACGGCGACAUUCGAGAAUGGGAUGGAUCUAUUCCCCGCCAAAGGCUACCUACCGGGCCCUACCAUGGGUGACGAUUUCUUCUUCCAGUUCCAAGUGGACGAGCAAGCCGCAGAUGCCGCGUCCAAGGAAUUCUUCAUGGAUUGA
Aspergillus saccharolyticus JOP 1030-1 is the source of this 2340-nucleotide messenger RNA. It is a transcript of the gene ace2, whose product is annotated as putative C2H2 transcription factor (Swi5). Gene Ontology annotation, biological process: regulation of transcription by RNA polymerase II. Gene Ontology annotation, molecular function: RNA polymerase II cis-regulatory region sequence-specific DNA binding; DNA-binding transcription factor activity, RNA polymerase II-specific. Gene Ontology annotation, cellular component: nucleus. The record is from RefSeq and is a predicted model, not a curated record. Bases 1 to 2340 code for a protein of 779 amino acids. Lineage: Eukaryota; Fungi; Ascomycota; Eurotiomycetes; Eurotiales; Aspergillaceae. The transcript is spliced from 2 exons.